Puma concolor (puma) is the source of this 1104-nucleotide messenger RNA. RefSeq names its product armadillo repeat containing 12 (gene ARMC12). Gene Ontology annotation, cellular component: nucleus. The record is from RefSeq and is a predicted model, not a curated record. NCBI's taxonomy places the organism in Eukaryota, Metazoa, Chordata, Mammalia, Carnivora, Felidae.
AUGGGCAUGAGCAUCCCCCAGUGCCUGGGGCAACUGCACAUCCGCAAGGGUGUAGUGGGCUUGGCCACAGGUGCUGGGUUCAUCUACCUGCUCUACAAGGCCAUCAAGGCUGGCAUAAAAUGCCAACCGCCCCUCUGCACCACCUCACCAAUCUGCAUCGCCCGUGAGUGUCCGGGCCCUGGGGAGAGGGCUCUGCCCCAGGAGGCACCUGCUCCCGAGGCCUCCAGUGUGGGAGGGCCCAAAGGCCUGGCAAUCGAGCGAGAGCGGCACGGGCGGGACUCAGGUGAGCUCCGGAGGCUCCUCAACUCUCUGGAGUGCAAACAGGAUGAGUACGCCAAGAGCAUGAUCCUGCACAGUAUCACGCGCUGUGUGUACUUGCUGGAGGCCGAGGCCUCUGCUUGUACUACUGAUGACAUCGCAUUGGUGGGCUCCAUGCUGGAUGACAAGGACAACAGUGUCAAAAUCCAAGCUCUGAACACACUUAAAGCUUUCUCUGGCAUCAGAAAAUUCAGGCUUAAAGUCCAGGAACACUCCAUCAAGGUCCUGGAACUGAUCGCCAGCAUCUGGGAUUCGGAGCUGCACAUUUCAGGCCUCAGACUCCUCAACAACCUCCCACUGCCUGACUAUGUGCAUCCACAGCUGAGACGGGUGAUGCCUGCCUUGAUGGAGAUCCUGCAGUCGGACUAUAUCCUGGCACAGGUGCAAGCCAUUCGAUUGCUGAGCUACCUGGCACAGAAGAACGACCUUGUCUAUGAUAUUCUCAACUGCCAGGUGCAUGCCAACUUCCUGAACCUGUUUCAGUCCACACAGCCAGGGAGUCUGCUGUUUGAGGUCCUGGUGUUUGCCGAGCGGCUAAGUGAGGGCCGGAAUUCACCCCACUACCGUGCCGUCAAGUGGCAUUACAAUGAACAGUCGCUGCACGAAGCUCUUUUUGGGGAUGAGUCACGACUGGCAGACCGGCUGCUCGCUCUGGUCAUCCACCCUGAGGAGGAGGUUCAGAUCCAGGCCUGCAAGGUCAUAGUCAGCCUGCAGUGCUCCCAGGAUGUGGGAGUCCGGCCCUCCGUCUGCCAGCCCAGCCGUUCCUACUUUAAUAGCGGGGAAUAA